Messenger RNA from Osmia bicornis bicornis, 1476 nucleotides. RefSeq lists its product as uncharacterized. Gene Ontology annotation, molecular function: zinc ion binding; aspartic-type endopeptidase activity; nucleic acid binding. Lineage: Eukaryota; Metazoa; Arthropoda; Insecta; Hymenoptera; Megachilidae. The transcript has a single exon. The coding region runs from base 1 to 1476 and encodes 491 amino acids. The record is from RefSeq and is a predicted model, not a curated record. Gene Ontology annotation, cellular component: membrane.
AUGACCGGAAAAUCGACCAUAGUGGACGAUCGUGUCGGAGAAAAUGCGAGUGUUGAAUAUUUGUUAGAACGUAUAAAAAAACUGGAAGAGGAGCGUGUCGCGAGUGAACUAACCAUAGGUAAUCGGUCCGUGCAUUAUCUGGUGGAAGCAAUUCCAUCGUUUAGUGGUGAUGAACUUGGUGAAAGUGCGGAUUCAUGGUGUGAUACAGUGGAAAACAUUACUAAAGAUCUCACUACAUCACAACGCCUGUGCUGUGCAACACACUCGCUUGCCGGUUCCGCUAAAGAGUGGUAUCGAACGUGGAAGGGUAACCCAAGAAACUGGACAACAUUUCGGGAGGAUUUAUGUUCCGUAUACGCGGCUGACGAUCGUAUUGGUCAGCUACUCCGUCGAGCAGUGUUGUAUACAAGUGAUGAUGCAACUAGCUAUGCCGAGUAUGCUCGCACGAAACUCAAGUAUUUGCAACAAACAAAGAUUUCAUUUAAAGUGGUUGAAUUAGUGCGCCUCAUUAUUGCGGACGUGACAGAUGCCACUACUCGUCAAUCGUUGACGAAUGCUCGGUACGCAAAUACUGCUGAAUUGAUAGCGGGAAUGGCUCCGUACGUCAAGCAACGCAAGGAAAAAAAGGAAGAAGACCACCGCCGAAAUCCUUCGCGAUCCUUACCUGUUCCCUCUCGUCCGGGAAAACGGUGCUUCGUGUGCAAUGGCAGCAAUCACAUCCAGAACGAUUGCCCUAAGCGACGUAGAAUCACAAUGGCAAAUCCUCAACCUCCGUCCGGGCGACCAAGUACCUGCAGUUAUUGUGCUAAACGGGGACAUGAUGAAUCAAACUGUUGGAUAAAACAGCGAGCUCAGCGAUACAACACGAACCAAACCACCACCGACCAUUCGAAUAAAGGAGCUUCCAAGUCCGAGAAAAGAAGACCGGAGGUCAAUGCGUGUUAUUCUUUACCACAUCAUCUUACGCCGAUUAUCCUGCGGGACCUAGUUGUGCAAAAGUGUUUAAUUGACUCCGGUGCAACGUGUUCUCUCGUGAAAGAGGACAUUGCGAAACGUGCCAAUUGUAAAAUUGAACUAACGGUGGUGACAGUGAAAGGCAUUGGAGACGUUGAGUUAGCUGCUAUUGGAAUUACUACCACUGUGGUGCAAACCGAAAACGUAACCCUGGAGAUGGACCUGCUCGUUGUAUCCGAUUCAGACAUCCCGUAUGAUGUUAUCAUCGGUAGGAACGUCUUGGCCCAAGGGGGUCUUCAAAUAGUUACCAAAGAAGACGGAACUUCCCAGCUGCUCCGAUGUCCACCAAAAGUACUGCGAGGAUCAACUGAGGCGAUACAACCCUUCGCCUAUAUCUUUUCGGAUCCUUCAGGACCGGUGGAACAACGACUGGCUGGAUUGAUGAAGCAGUUCGAAGACAUGAUUGUAAGCGACGGCGUGAGCAGGCAAAAGGUAACAACUGGCGAACUUACCCCUAAUUGA